AUGGAGUUACUGGGGCGUCGCGACAUCUUCCCCUUGGAUGAUCGGUCCAGCCCCAGCUCCGCCUCUUCCUUCAGCCUCUCCAGCCCGGCCCCUUUAGGGCUGCAGCCGCUGCUCCCUCCCUGUCCUUCCCUAGAGCCUUUCCGGCCCCACCCUCUAUUCCAGGCCCCGCGAGCGUGGUAGCGAGAAGAGCCACCCACACUCAGCCGGGCAGUGAGGUUGCUACAGCGCCUGGAAGAGCCCUGCAGAGACCCCAGGCUGGGCAAGGGACCCCCAUCGCUGCGGGACCUGAUGCCCCGCACAGCACAGCUACGAGAGGUGGCAAAAACCCGACGAGAGGCUAGGGGAGGUCCCAGUGGUCCUCUACCUGGUCAAUCUGGAGGCCAAAGGCAGGCAGGUGGCCAAGCUUCCUCGGACCCAGUGUUUCGGGAGCUGAACUCGCAUGUUUAUUUCCACAUCACAGGAUUCGCUAGAGGAACUCUGGGACGUCGCGUCUGUAGGGACUCUCCCUACCUCCAAUGCGACGCUCAGUUUUCCUGCAGGCGACCGCUGGCCAAGCUGGCCCUCAUCCUCAGUCACAUGCACGCAGAGCUGAGCCCCCUCCUUCCCUCGGAGUACCAGCUCAUCAAGGGAUCCGCCCACACCUUCUGGAGGGGGCGCUGCGGCGUCCUGGGCUGCAAGUCCCUUAACGGCCCUGCGCAAGGACCCCACGUGGGGCGGGGGGGAAGAGCAGCCGCCUCCCUCCAGCCACAGCUGGAGCUGGACCUCCUCCAACCUCACCUCUCACCUUGGCUACGUGCUGUCUUUGAGUCUGACAUCUUCACCAGGCUCUUCCAGCCAUGGCCCACCCUGCUCAGGAACUGGCAACCCCCAGCUGUCAACCGCCCUGCCUACAUGGCCUUUCUGACGUUCGCUGAGGUCCAAAGAUGCCUGCAGGCCUACAGGGACAAAGCAGGCAGCUACCUCUACCCUGAUGGAAAGAACCAUGACCCAGACCUGACUGAGCCAUGCCAGGCAGAACCCUUACCCUGCACCCAGGUGUCAGAGAGGCCAGCGGUGUGGGAUCCCCUGGAGCUGGAAUCGGAGGUGAACACCGAGGGCCUCGCCCAGGUCCUCUCGAGAGCGAUGCAGGCUCUUCACGCACUCCCGGACAGCAAGACUUCUCCCUUCCGCCGCCGCCGUGAGAUCAGAGGCUGCGAGGCUGUGAGUAUCUGCCAGGCACAAGAGAGAGCAACGGAGGUCAGGACCACUGCAGGUGACUCAAGAAACGACCAGGAGGCUGCAGAGUGGGAGCUGGGGCGGGUGAGCGCAGGCCCAGACAGGAGCUGGAACCGCUGUGCCCAGGCUGUGCGGGAUGAGGGCUGA
Molecule: messenger RNA, 1362 nt
Organism: Psammomys obesus (fat sand rat)
Lineage: Eukaryota; Metazoa; Chordata; Mammalia; Rodentia; Muridae
Gene: Cblc
Product: Cbl proto-oncogene C
Biological process (GO): cell surface receptor signaling pathway; negative regulation of epidermal growth factor-activated receptor activity
Cellular component (GO): plasma membrane; membrane raft
Molecular function (GO): SH3 domain binding; phosphotyrosine residue binding; calcium ion binding
Source: RefSeq, a predicted model, not a curated record